Molecule: messenger RNA, 543 nt
Organism: Rotaria sordida
Lineage: Eukaryota; Metazoa; Rotifera; Eurotatoria; Philodinida; Philodinidae
Source: the annotation of a GenBank genome assembly
AUGCUUUUAUCAAGUACAUUACUUCCUCAUUCACCUGCUAUUCAAUCUAUGAAAACAUCAACUCGAUCGGCAACUAAUUUAACUCUUCAACAAAUAUUUAAAGAAAAAAAAUCAAUAAUUAUCUUCGAACAAUUUAUUUCAAUAUUUAAUAUUCAUUGUUCAAAUACAGUUGAUCAAUCAACAACACAUUUAAUAACUGAUUCAUUAAAUGAAAGUUCACCACUUGUUUGUCCAUUAACAUUAAAAGUUAUUCAAGCAACACCUCAUCAUUUACCAGUAAUUAGUGAUCCAACAUAUGAUUAUCAUAAUGGUUUUCUUCGUUCACGUAUUCCUCGUUCUGAAGGACUUGUUCAAGGAAUUAUAUUUCGUUUAGAAUGCCCAGAACAAUUAUAUGCUGAUUUACUUAAUUUUCAUGUUAAUGAAGAUGAUGAAUCGAUUCUGGAUGAUGAUCUUGAACAAAAAAUUCAUCAAUUACUUGAACAACUUGAUGAAAUAGAACCAUUAUCUGAUGAAAAAGGCGAAAAUGGUGAAUCAUUAUCCUAG